GGUGCCAGAAUCCUUCUGAGCACUGCUGACAGAUUUAAGAACUUGCAUGUGGAUUUCAGGAGGGUGCAGCUGCGUUUGUGGAAAUCUAAAGCAGUACUAUUGAAAUGCAGGUCUGCAUUUCGGUUCGACACAAUUGGUAGUUCAUUUAGAUGCUUCUGUAGGUAUGGGGCUGACAGCAGUCAUCUUCCUCUUGGUGUUGGCAUCUAGACACCAGCCCACUGCAGGUGUUGGGCAUGAUCCAUUGCUUGUUGUGGAUGAUUAUGAGGAUGGUGGUAUUCGACUCAAAUGUUUAUCUGAAAGGUUGUUUUCUGAAGCUCAGCUGUUGUGGACAGACAGUAGAGGAGACAACAUCACAGGAACUCCUCUCUCUGCUGACACUGGCACUGCUGGUGUCAGCAGCUCCAUCGUUCUUAAAGCAGGAUCUGGGAACUCCAUGUCCUGCCGCAUUCUAGACAAACAACUGAAAACAUCAACAGAAUCUUCAGUUGCCAUUGCAGAUGCCUUCUUUCCCUCCACCUCCCCUUGGCUGGCGGCAUUUGUUGUGAUCCUGCUCCUGAGCAUAUUCCUGGUCCUCGCUGCAAUUUAUAAAAUCAGAAGUAACAAUAAGGAAAUCACUCGUGCACAAAAUGCACGAAAGCAAAUUGAGCAAGAUAUAGAUGAACUCAAACGGAAACUGGAUGAACAGAAGAGGAGAUUUGAGAAGGAAAAUGAGGAUGCAGAGAAAAGAAUUGAAAAUGUCCGGAAUGAACUGAAGUUCAGGAAAGCUCGUAGCAAUGCAGUUAAUAUCACUCUGGAUCAGACAUGCAAACACCCCAACCUCUGCAUUAGUGACGACAAAAGGAGGGUAAAGUCCUCAGACAAGAAAGAGACAGCCCUCAAAGCAAUGGUGGUAGCUACUGAAGGUUUUCCAGACAAAAAACAUUACUGGGAAGUGGAGGUGGGGAACCAAUCACAGUGGGAGCUGGGAGUGGUGAGUGAGAAUGUUAGGGAUGUGAUAAUGAACAACAUGGGGAUUUCUCCCCCAGUGAAUGGUUUAUUCAGUCUACAGUACUCUCAGGGAAAAUACAUAUUAACUGGUAGGGAGGAUGUAAGUGAUUGCAAACAGUGCAGUGUGGUGGGUGUUCUCCUGGAUGUGGAAAGCUCUGAGCUUUCAUUCUACAAUGUUGAAGAAAUGAGCCCUCUUGGGUCUGUCGUUUUGGAGUUUACUGGGAAACUGUAUCCAUUCUUCAGUCCAGACUCAAGUGGCAAGUGGCUGGGGGUACGUCCUGUAAAACCUCAGACCUAUGAUCCUCUUCCACAGGGUGAGAAGGAGAUUAAUGAGUGAGCAAUGUGGUGAAUAAUAGAGGAUGCAAAAAUGUAGAAGAAGAGAAGAAUGUAUUUUCAUCUUUAAAAAGCAUGGUUAAGGAACAAAUAGUCCCUGAAGUACUUCAGAGGGAGCCAUCUUGCCGUAAGAGCUCAUUUUGUAAAAAUUGAAAUGUAUCAAACGUUGCAAUUGUAUUUUAUUCUGUCUGGAUUAAAAACAAGCAAAUAAACAAGUAAAAGCACACACACACACAAA
This is a messenger RNA of Gallus gallus (chicken), 1558 nucleotides long. It is a transcript of the gene BTNL16A2, whose product is annotated as butyrophilin subfamily 3 member A3. The coding region runs from base 164 to 1324 and encodes 386 amino acids. Gene Ontology annotation, molecular function: protein binding. Lineage: Eukaryota; Metazoa; Chordata; Aves; Galliformes; Phasianidae. The transcript has 12 exons. The record is from RefSeq and is a predicted model, not a curated record.